Molecule: messenger RNA, 1687 nt
Organism: Lingula anatina
Lineage: Eukaryota; Metazoa; Brachiopoda; Lingulata; Lingulida; Lingulidae
Product: G protein-coupled receptor 157
Biological process (GO): cell surface receptor signaling pathway; adenylate cyclase-activating G protein-coupled receptor signaling pathway
Cellular component (GO): plasma membrane
Molecular function (GO): G protein-coupled receptor activity
Source: RefSeq, a predicted model, not a curated record
UGUGUCAGACCCAAUGUCCCUUAUGCUUCGUCAAUAAUUCUCUAAACUCUUCGAAAUUUCAAUCAACGUGCUGUGGUUCUCAAGGAUAGCAUAUGGGGAUUAUAUAGCGGAUUUAUAACCCAUUCGGUGCCAUCAAAUAUGGUUCUCAAUGUCACCUGUGGAGUGGACGACUUCCAGUGCAUUGCCAGCAUCGCCGCCAUCGUCACGUGUAUUCUGUCCCUAGGAGGCUGCUCGGUCAUCUUCGCCUCAUGGAUCCUGUUAAGGAGCGUUCGCACACCGAACCGACUCAUGCUGCUUUAUCUUACGAUUGCGGAUUUCUUCGUGGCCAGCGGUCAGCUUAUAGGGACCAGCUGGACCUUAGGGGACCAUCUCCACCCAGAUCCAAUUAAUCACAAUUGCAGCCACCCUCAUCCGGCAUGCGUGGCGCAAAGCUUUGUGUCAACUUUGGCGACGAUGUCGUCGUUCCUGUGGAGCAUGCUGAUAGCGUGGCACGUCUACAGGUCGGUCCUGGUGCCGGGGACGGGGACGUACUGGCUGGACAGACACCGCUGGGCGCAGCAUCUUCUGUGCUGGGGAGUACCUUUGGGGAUAGUUUUGGUCACACUUGGUAGGGGCAGACUUGGGCUGGACACUAUUGAAGAGAAGGGAAUACCUACAAUGGCCAGUGGACUUUGGUGUUGGAUAAAGACGAGCGCCGCUGAAAUAAAGGGGAAUUACUCGGCGGAGAUUAUAACUUUUUAUAUAGUGACGGGGCAGCUCUGGCUAUAUGUGGCAUUUCUGGUGAUUCCCGUGCUCUAUAUACUGUCAAAAAGAAGAAUUAAGGUCACGCCUACUGAGUUAAUACAUCAAUCAGCUUCCCUGUAUGAGUCAGUGAAGGAAACAGAUCGUCUCAUGACUUGGAUCCCCGCCAUGUUCCUGCUCUUGAGACUAUGGAGCUGCGUCCGUUUUGUCGGCAAUACGCUUCUGGUCUUAGAACUUGUGCCUGAAACUGCUACACAUGCUUUGAUUUUCAAUAAAGUGCUCCUGAUAAUGCAGGCGGUCGGUGACAGCGCCCAGGGGUUCACCAACUGUGUCCUGUACUGUUUACUUACCGACUCCGUUAGAGUUGAACUGAGGAAAGUGAUAGGGCGAGGCAGGCGGAAAUUAAAAAAGAUCUCCAAAAACGGAAGAUCAAGAGCGCAGAACAUUUACCACGAGGCAGACGUAACAAAGCAUCACCACGUGCAAUCCCAUAGUGGAAAUAACAGUGAAAUAGAUCCGUUAUUGCAGCCUUCGUGUGAUGACUGACGUUUUCUUGAUACCAAAGUAAAUAAAUAAAUAAAUAAAUAAAUAAAUAAAUAUAAUGCCUUGUGCGUAGAGUGUCCGACUCUGACCACAAGAUGGAGGACGUGGGUUAGACCCCGACCAGGGGCAUACCAGUCCUUAAUAAACGGUACGUGCUGUCUCCUCGCUUGGCACUCAGCACUUGGGGUGGAAGCUGGUCUGACAGACACAGAUAUUCUAAGCAUGCUAGCUUUCAACGCCUCGUACGGCAACUGGGCUGCGUCCUCCCCGGGAUUGUCCCGGAAUGUAAUGACGUUUAACUGUUAUUAUAUAUACCGCACUGUAUUUAUACACUUCAGGCAAAUUAACAAUCCAACUACUGUUAGUCGUAUAUGAACGUUCUUAAUAUUAAAAUUAGUAAAUA